AGCGCGCAGGCUGCCCAUACUUGCCUGAACUAAAAUGAUCCGAUUAUCACGUAUUCCAUUUUCAAAUUAGACACUUGUGAUUCAAAAUGAGUAAAAGCGAACGUACUCUGUCGGGGCUUUCGGAAAAUUCUAAUGGAAAUGCCGAAACUCAUGAACUCCAGCCAGCAGACAUAGUGUUUGUGGACAGAGGAAUCAUGCAGUCGAAGUACACCGAUCCCAUGGAGUUUGCAGAGGUCGAGGAGCUUUUAGGAACCUCUCCAGCACCGCGACCCUGCACUCUCGUAUGGAGGGACGUCACUGUCCACAUUAAACAUAAGGAUGGCAAACUUAAGAGAUUAGUCAAUAGUGUAAAUGGAAUCGCAAAACCUGGCUCGUUGGUGGCAUUAAUGGGACCCAGUGGUGCGGGCAAGACUACACUGAUGUCAGCUCUAGCGCAUAGAAGUCCAAUCGGUACUGUUGUGGAUGGAGCUAUUGCGAUGAAUGGCCGAGCUGUGGGCGACUUUAUGCACCUGGAGUCUGGAUACAUGCAUCAGGAUGAACUCUUCGUCGAAAAUCUAACUGUUAUGGAACAUCUCACAAUCAUGGCUCGUCUACGAAUGGAUAGGCGAACAUCAUCAUUGGCAAGAAAGAGAAGAGUUAAUCAAUUGUUGCGACAGUUAUCUCUCUAUGGAUCACGGCAUACACGUAUUGGAGGACUAGAUGGAAGAAAAACGUUGUCUGGAGGUGAAAGGAAGAGACUGGCGUUUGCUACUGAGCUCUUGACAGAUCCUGGUUUACUAUUCUGCGAUGAACCGACGACUGGUUUGGACUCGUCUUCAGCACAGAAGCUUAUGACCUUGCUUCGGGCAAGUGCAGUUCAGGGCAAGACAGUGAUAUGUACUAUACACCAGCCGUCUUCGGAAUUAAUGGCAUUAUUUGACAAGUUGGUGUUGCUGGCAGAGGGAAGAGUAGCCUAUGCUGGAAAUGCCUCUGGAGCACUAGGAUUUUUUGAAAGCUUGGGCUACCACUGUCCCAUCACAUAUAAUCCAACAGACUACUUUAUCAAAGUUCUGGCGUUGACCCCUGGUUCGGAAGGUGCAUCACGACAUGCCAUUAAGAGCGUCUGUGAUCGGUUCGCGGUCAGUGAUGCUGCUAAGGAACUGGACAUGGAGAUACAUCUCGAGUUCCACCUUAUAGAUAAUCAAGAUGAGGAAACGAAGCGGACUAAAGCUAGCAAUUUUAAACCACCUUUUUUCCAUACGAAGAUUCUUUGGCUGGUAUAUAGAUAUAUUUUAAUGGUAUUACGCGAUCCAAAUGUACAAUUGUUAAGGAUAGUGCAGAAAUUGGCAAUCGCACUAACCGCAGGGCUGUGCUUCAUCGGCACAGCGCGGCUCACGCAAGCAGGGAUCCAAGACGUCCAGGGAGCUCUCUUCAUCAUCAUAGCAGAAAACACCUUCAGCCCUAUGUACUCUAUGCUCCAUAUAUUCCCUGAAGAGUUCCCCUUGUUGUACAGGGAACUAAGGGCAGGGUUAUAUUCCACGCCGGUUUAUUAUGUGGCUAGGAUGAUAGCUUUGUUCCCUGGUCUGGUGAUUGAGCCGACACUGUUCACACUGGUCGUCUACUGGAUCGCAGGUCUACGGAGCACCUUCUAUGCGUUUGGUUUUACUGUCUUCUUGUCCAUAUUGGUUCUGAACGUAGCUAUAGCAUGUGGAUCAUUUUUCUCAUGCGCUUUCGGUUCAAUGCCGGUUGCAAUCGCCUACCUCGUCCCAUUUGACUAUUCCCUCAUGAUGACUUCGGGACUAUUUAUUAAACUCAGCUCAAUACCAAAAUAUAUAUCGUGGAUUCGACACCUGUCUUGGCUCAUGUAUUCCAAUGAAGCAAUGACGAUUCUCCAGUGGGACGGAGUACAAAACAUAACAUGUCUAACGGACGAGACCGGUGCACCAUGCCUCAGUACUGGCGAUGAAGUCCUGAGCAUGUAUGACUUUACCACGAACGAAUUCUGGCCGGACAUUGUCGCCCUGGUCAUCCUCUACUUAGGUUUCCACCUCUUGGCUCUUAUUGCCCUGCGCUACCGCACGAGGAGAAAGUAAUUUAAAAAAAAAUAUUCCUGAAAUUGACUUCGUCUCUCCUGCCAGUAUUUGUAACCUUACUUUGCGGACCAGUUUAAUAUAAUAUUAGGAAAUUAUAGAGCUUAAUUCUAGUAAAAAAAAUCUUCAAUAAACCCCUGUCAAGUGAUUUCUUUUUUCAUACUAUGUUUUCCUUAUUGUUGGUUUAUCUAUGUGUACCUGUUGUUAUAGUCGACGCAUUAUGAAGCUUCGGGUCGUAAAUCAUAUUUGUGUAUAGGUCUCGAUCGCUAGGUCUUAUGGAGAGGUGUAGUGAUGUGCGUAAGAAUUGUGGAGUUCGAUGACGGGAUAGAUACGAUUGAUAUCCUAAGUUGUGUCAAGUAUUAAAACAAAUAAUUUUUUGCUAUCUUAAACAAUUUUUUUCUUAAGUAACUUUUAACUAUUAACUUUUUAAGUAAUGUAAUUAAUGUCAUAACAAAACUCUUAUCUAUAUAGAAUAUAACCCUUACUCGUAACGACCAAUCAGAAGACUGUGCGUGCGCAGGUAGCUAUCGAUAACGGGUGCGUAGGAAUGUUCCUACUGUGAGUUAAAUUUCUUGGCCGACGACUCAGUUUAAAAUGCGUCGACUUUAUAAGUUAAAAACUUAAGAUUAGGCGCUAUUCGAGUCGAUUUUAUCAUUUAAACAAAUAGGCAGGAUUUUAUUUCGGUUUAAUUAGAGCAACCAUUGUAAAAAACAAGAGUUCAAAAACCAAUAAAUUUGGUUUUUUAACAAGAAUUAAGCUCUGAAUAAAGUAUUAUUUCAUGUAGUCUAUAGAUACAGUUACGGCCAGUUAAAAAUAAACAACAAAUUUAAUGACGUGAUGAGAAAAUAAUAAUUUAAAUGUACUGGGCAUUAUGUGUUGAAAUCUUGUCGAUUGUCAUAAUAUUACUUUGUAGGACGAUAUUUUGUAACAAUCGUAUUUUAAAGCGAAUAUAGGAGUGACAUAUUUAUAGUUUGACUUAGGGUAAUGCACUUAGCACGAAUACAAAUAUCAACAAUAAAGUAUGUUUUGAAUGUUCCAUGGAACAUUUGGAACAUUUAGAUAUAAUACGAAUCACGAAUACAUUAUUAACAUUACUUUGACGUACAGAUAACAUAGUUCGUUAACUGAGACUUCGGUUUGUCAAUCGAGUCCAAUAGAUACAUGGACGUUUAAAAUGCGUACGAAUACUGUACAGAGCUGCAAAAGACUUUUAAAAAUAGGUCAUUAAAAAUUAUAUCAAAGGACAGAUGUAUAAUCUGUAUUAUUGUUGCCACUAAUACAGAUUAUACACUCGAGCUGUCAGAACGAAUGACGCAUGACAAGUAUGUGACAAUUAACUUCGUGCUAAGAGUAAUACUUUCUUUACUUGUAUGAAUUAAAUAGAAAACUUUUGUAUAAAUCUUGUUAUAAUGUUUUAGAAGAGACCUUAGUUAUAUUAAGUUUUCGUGUGAGUGAUAAAAAUUCUUUACAGCGGAUUUUAAUAGAUGCAAUAUUCGUGUCUGACUGUAAAAUAAGUUUAACGUAUAAGUUACCAUACAUUUUUGUUCCUUUUUUUGUAUCUUGAUGUUAUGUAGCCUAAUAAAGAGAUUUUACAAAAUAUAUAAUUUAAGUUAUGAUUGUUAAACUAUUGUAAAGAAUCACUAUGUCGCUUAAUAAAUACA
This is a messenger RNA of Pieris rapae (cabbage white), 3730 nucleotides long. RefSeq names its product protein scarlet (gene -w-2). Lineage: Eukaryota; Metazoa; Arthropoda; Insecta; Lepidoptera; Pieridae. Gene Ontology annotation, cellular component: plasma membrane. The transcript is spliced from 14 exons. Bases 87 to 2072 code for a protein of 661 amino acids. The record is from RefSeq and is a predicted model, not a curated record. Gene Ontology annotation, molecular function: ATP binding; ABC-type transporter activity; ATP hydrolysis activity.